AUAGUUAUUCUGUGCUUUUGUAAUUUUGUUAAUGGUUUGAGUGACGCUGAGGCAAAAGCUGAAUUCACUAAAGUAGUAUUGCAAUGUACAAAAGAGUUUCCCGUCGACUUAAUGGAAUUGCUUCAACUACAGGCCCUUAAAAUGCCUAAAAAACAACAGACCAAAUGUCUACUCGCUUGUGCGUAUAGGAAAAUUAAAACUUUCAAUGACAAAGGAAUGUACGUUCUUGAUGAAGGUUAUAAGGUGGCAGAAUUAACUAAAAACGGCGAUGAACAAAGAUUAAUAAAUGGUCGAAAAUUGGCUGAGAUGUGCAGUAUUGUUAAUGACAUGGAAGUAACCGAUGGUGACAAGGGGUGUGACAGAGCGGCAUUUUUCUUUAAAUGUUUUACAGAAAAUGGACAAAAGUUGGGAUUCAAAAUGUAACCGAACGACUCGAAAACAAAAAAGUGAUGCUCCUUAUUAUGUUGCACAAUUAAAAAACUGCCUUUUCAUUCCUUUUAUUUUCAAUAACAUUUAACGAUUAACUUUAUAACAGCAAGUCAGUUCGAGGUAAUAUUUCUUAUUUCAGAGUAAAAUGUGUUUCAAUAGGUCAAAUUUUAAUACAUGGCCCUUUCCUAACAUAAUAGAAAAUGUUCAAUUAUGGAUUUUUGCUAUUAGAAAAAUAAAGGCACUUUCAUAAAGAAAUACAUCUAGCGACAUCUAUUUCUUGUAUGUGUACUAAAUCCUUUCAAAUAAAAAUGUAUGGAACUGUCAAUUUAUAGUUGUAAGAUGGGGGCAAAAGAUGUCACUGUAAUCCAAUAGUUUGAAUCACAACUGUUUUUUUAAUAUAA
Molecule: messenger RNA, 830 nt
Organism: Papilio xuthus (Asian swallowtail)
Lineage: Eukaryota; Metazoa; Arthropoda; Insecta; Lepidoptera; Papilionidae
Exons: 5
Molecular function (GO): odorant binding
Source: RefSeq, a predicted model, not a curated record